AUUCAGCAGGCGGCAAGUCGGCAUGACAAAAUCAUCGAGCCACUUCUCUCCCUAUCCAUUGACUUUUACGCGCGUGUUUUUGUGCGCGUUCGGACUAGCGCUUCUGGCGUGAAGCGAGUCGCGUCUCGCAUGGCCCUCGUCUACUCCUGCACUGGAUGCCAGUCAUUUUACCUCCAGCGUCUUGGCGCCGUCAGUGAGCGAGACGCCGCCGCCGCCGCCGGGAAGACCUUCACACCGGCGAGGGGACCGCCUGUGGAGGGCCGCGCGUGUCCCCAGUGCGGCAGUGCGUUCGCCAUCGCGGGACCCCUCUGGGCCGACGAGAUUCACGACCACGACUUCGUCCGAGGCGUCUUGCAGUCGCUCAAGGACCUCCCGGACAAACGCGACUCGAGCUGCGCACACAACAACAUGGUGGACUACUCGGCGGUGUCGGCCACCGCCCGCGCCAGGCGCGAUGUUGACGCCGAAAACUCCCUCUCAGACACCGGGGACAUUACCAGUUGA
This is a messenger RNA of Mesocestoides corti, 504 nucleotides long. The record is from the annotation of a GenBank genome assembly. Lineage: Eukaryota; Metazoa; Platyhelminthes; Cestoda; Cyclophyllidea; Mesocestoididae.